Molecule: messenger RNA, 2157 nt
Organism: Pyrus x bretschneideri (Chinese white pear)
Lineage: Eukaryota; Viridiplantae; Streptophyta; Magnoliopsida; Rosales; Rosaceae
Product: pre-mRNA-processing factor 17
Exons: 2
Coding region: 78-1850 (590 amino acids)
Biological process (GO): mRNA splicing, via spliceosome
Cellular component (GO): catalytic step 2 spliceosome
Molecular function (GO): protein binding; mRNA binding
Source: RefSeq, a predicted model, not a curated record
AAUUCCAAGUAUAAAGUCUCAAAUUUUCAACACAGAGACCAAAUUUAGGGCUUAGGGGGUCGUCUUUGUUUCUAUGAAUGGAUCUUCUCCGAGCAUACUCUGAUCAAAACGACGACGAAUUGAACGAGCCCGAGGAGCAGAACCAAAACCCUAAAUCCGCACCGUCGUCCCCAGACUCGUCGCCGCCUCGCCUCCUCCCCGCCAAGUCCGCCGCGCCCAAUGUCGACGACACUAUGCUGGCCCUGACGGUAGCCGGGGCCAACCGGUCUUCCACCCGCCCCAUUGACCCGACCCAACACAUCGUCGGCUUCAACCCCACCUACGAGCAGCUAUGGGCACCAAUCUACGGCCCGUCUCAUCCUUACGCCAAGGAUGGCAUAGCCCAGGGGAUGCGCAACCACAAACUCGGCUUCGUCGAGGACGCCUCCAUUGAGCCCUUCGUGUUCGACGAGCAGUACAACACGUUUCACAAGUAUGGGUAUGCUGCUGACCCUUCGGCAUCUGCUGGGUACAAUUAUGUAGGUGAUUUCGAGGCCUUGCAGAAGAAUGACGCCGUUUCUGUGUAUAACAUUCCCCAGCACGAGCAGAAGAAGCGGAAAAUUGAAAAGAGAAAGGAAUUGGAGGAGAAUGAGGGUGGGGAUGAGGAUAUGGACCCGGAGGAGGUCCAGAACCCGGCUAGUGACGUGUGGUUGAUGAAGAAUAAGAAGAGUCCGUGGGCGGGAAAGAAGGAGGGUCUGCCGACGGAGCUGACUGAGGAGCAGAAGAAGUACGCCGAGGAGUAUGCGAAGAAGAAAGGUGAGGAGAAAGGCGCUGGCGAUAAGGGCGAGGCUGUGGCUGAGAAGACUACGUUUCAUGGAAAAGAAGAGAGGGAUUAUCAGGGUAGGUCAUGGAUUGCGCCGCCGAGAGAUGCUAAGGCAUCUAAUGAUCACUGUUAUAUUCCAAAGAGGUUGGUGCACACUUGGAGCGGGCACACGAAGGGUGUGUCUGCUAUUAGGUUCUUCCCUAACUACGGGCAUUUGAUUCUGUCUGCCGGGAUGGAUACCAAGGUGAAGAUUUGGGAUGUUUUCAAUACCGGUAAGUGUAUGAGAACUUACAUGGGUCACUCGAAGGCAGUUCGGGAUAUUUGUUUUUCUAAUGAUGGGAGUAGGUUCUUAACUGCUAGUUAUGAUAAGAAUAUCAAGUACUGGGAUACAGAAACCGGGCAGGUGAUAUCUACAUUCUCGACUGGGAAGGUUCCUUAUGUGGUUAAGUUGAACCCGGAUGAGGAUAAGCAAAAUGUGUUGUUGGCUGGUAUGAGUGAUAAGAAGAUUGUUCAGUGGGAUAUGAAUGAGGGAAAGAUCAAUCAAGAGUAUGAUCAGCAUUUGGGUGCUGUGAAUACGAUUACAUUUGUGGAUAAUAACCGUAGGUUUGUUACUUCCAGCGAUGACAAGUCGCUUCGCGUAUGGGAGUUUGGGAUCCCUGUGGUUAUUAAGUAUAUUAGUGAGCCUCACAUGCAUUCCAUGCCAUCAAUUUCGCUGCACCCCAAUUCCAAUUGGCUUGCGGCACAGAGUAUGGACAAUCAGAUUCUGAUUUAUAGCACUAGGGAGAAGUUUCAGCUCAAUAAGAAGAAGAGGUUUGCCGGGCAUGUCGUUGCCGGGUAUGCUUGCCAAGUCAAUUUCUCGCCAGAUGGACGGUUUGUCAUGUCAGGUGAUGGUGAAGGUCGAUGCUGGUUUUGGGAUUGGAAGACAUGCAAAGUCUUCAGAACUCUCAAAUGUCAUGAAGGGGUAUGCAUUGGGGCAGCAUGGCAUCCCUUGGAGCAAAGUAAAGUUGCAACAUGUGGCUGGGAUGGCUUAAUCAAGUAUUGGGACUAGCCGCAUUUCAGUUCAGUUUGGAUAAGCGGGGCUAUAACUUUGAUUUACCCAUUUCUGUUCCACACGGGUGUAGCGCCAUCAUCAUUGGAUGUACCCAUCUUGGUGAUUGCCGGGCAUAAGGAUACUUAUAAGAUUGCAGGACGAACUCUCCUUCUUUGUCUUGCUACAAUCAACUGCAAUCACCGAUAUCAUCUGGUUACGCUGGAUAUGUACUUGUAAUACAAUGUUUUCGUUUUGAUGUUCUGUUCUUGUAGUUUUGAAGAUUCUGAGAAGUUUUACAGGAGUAUUGUUUUUUGCAAAUGUCUCA